AUGGGAGCUAGCAUGAGCGGCUACAUAGACUGUCACUGUCACAUCUCCUCUGAGGACUUCGACAAGGACUUGGAUGAAGUGAUAGAGAAUUCCAGAAAGGCUGGAGUCGUGGCUCUGGUGGCUGUAGCUGAACAUUCUGGAGAGUUUGAGAAGAUCAUAAAUCUCUCACAGAGGUUCCCAGGGUUCAUCUUCCCGUGUUUGGGGGUUCAUCCUGUGCAGCAGGAGAAAGGGACUCAGAGGAGCGUCACAACCCAGGACCUGCAGGGGGCGCUGCCGAUCCUACACAAGUACAGAGAGCACAUCGUGGCCAUCGGAGAGGUGGGUCUGGACUUCACUCCUCGCUUCCUCGUCUCAGACGAGGACAAAGAGGCUCAGAGAGAGGUCCUGAGGCGACAGGCAGAGGUCGCCAAACAUCUGGACCUGCCGCUAAACGUGCACUCUCGGUCCGCUGGCAGACCCACCAUCCACCUCCUCAAAGAACUGGGAGUACAGAAGGCUCUACUUCAUGCCUUUGAUGGUAAACCAUCUGUGGCUCUGGAGGGAGUGAGACAAGGAUUUAUGUUCUCUAUACCACCAUCAAUCAUCCGCAGUGACCAGAAGCAGCGUCUGGUGAAGCAGCUGCCUCUGGAGAACAUCUGUCUGGAGACCGACUCUCCUGCACUUGGUCCAGAGAAACAGGUCCGGAAUGAGCCUCAGAACAUCUGUGUUGCUGCAGAGUUUGUUUCCAAAGUGAAAGGAGUGAGUUUGGAGCGAGUGAUGGAGCAGACGACACACAACGCUCUCAAACUGUUCAACAACCUCAGACUCUGA
Knipowitschia caucasica is the source of this 810-nucleotide messenger RNA. The record is from the annotation of a GenBank genome assembly. Lineage: Eukaryota; Metazoa; Chordata; Actinopteri; Gobiiformes; Gobiidae.